CGGCGGGGUGGGCGAAGAUGCCGUUGCCGGUCCAGGUGUUUAACUUGCAGCAGCCAGCCAGCUCUGUGUCAGGGUCGGGGGGUGCAGAGAGUCAGGACAGGAUGAGGGGUGGCCCGGCCCCCAGCGCGGCCGCCGCGGCGGUGGCAGAUCUGUACCGCGCCCCUCUCAGCAGUAGGUCAGACCUCUUCCUGCCGGGCACGGCCGGGGACUUCAGCCUGAGCGCCAGCCUGUCGGCCUGUACGCUGCUUUAUGAGGGGGCUGUGGAGCCCAUGCAGAUUGAUGUGGACCCCCAGGAAGACCCGCAGAACGCGCCUGAUGUCAACUAUGUGGUGGAGAACCCCACCCUGGACCUGGAGCAGUAUGCAGCCAGCUACAGUGGCCUGAUGCGCAUCGAGCGACUGCAGUUCAUUGCUGAUCACUGUCCACCGCUGCGGGUGGAGGCCCUGAAGAUGGCCCUCUCCUUCGUGCAGAGGACCUUCAACGUGGACAUGUAUGAGGAGAUCCACCGGAAGCUCUCAGAGGCCACCAGAGAGCUGCAGAAUGCACCUGAUGCCAUCCCUGAGAGUGGCGUGGAGCCCCCGCCCCUGGACACGGCCUGGGUAGAGGCCACGCGGAAAAAGGCCCUGCUGAAGCUGGAGAAGCUGGAUACAGACCUAAAGAACUACAAGGGCAACUCCAUCAAGGAGAGCAUCAGGCGCGGCCACGAUGACCUGGGUGACCACUACCUCGAUUGUGGGGACCUCAGCAACGCACUCAAGUGUUACUCCCGCGCCCGGGACUACUGUACCAGCGCCAAGCACGUCAUCAACAUGUGCCUCAACGUCAUCAAGGUCAGCGUCUACUUGCAGAAUUGGUCUCACGUGCUAAGCUAUGUCAGCAAGGCUGAGUCCACUCCAGAGAUUGCUGAGCAACGUGGGGAACGGGACAGCCAGACCCAGGCCAUCCUCACCAAGCUGAAGUGUGCCGCAGGCCUGGCCGAGCUGGCUGCACGCAAGUACAAGCAGGCUGCCAAGUGCUUCCUGCUGGCUUCAUUCGAUCACUGUGAUUUCCCCGAGCUGCUUUCCCCCAGCAACGUGGCCAUCUACGGUGGCCUGUGCGCCUUGGCCACUUUUGACCGGCAGGAGCUGCAGCGCAAUGUCAUCUCCAGCAGCUCCUUCAAGUUGUUCUUGGAGUUGGAGCCACAGGUUCGGGACAUCAUCUUCAAAUUCUAUGAGUCCAAAUAUGCCUCAUGCUUGAAGAUGCUGGAUGAGAUGAAGGACAACCUACUCUUGGACAUGUACCUGGCCCCCCACGUCAGGACCCUGUACACCCAGAUUCGCAACCGUGCCCUCAUCCAGUAUUUCAGCCCCUAUGUGUCAGCUGACAUGCGCAAGAUGGCCACAGCCUUCAACACCACAGUGGCAGCACUGGAGGACGAGCUGACGCAGCUCAUCCUGGAGGGGCUCAUCAAUGCACGCAUUGACUCCCACAGCAAGAUCCUGUAUGCCCGGGACGUGGAUCAGCGGAGCACCACCUUUGAGAAGUCCUUGCUGAUGGGCAAGGAGUUCCAGCGGCGUGCCAAAGCCAUGAUCCUGCGCGCGGCUGUGCUGCGCAACCAAAUCCAUGUCAAGUCCCCUCCGAGAGAAGGGAGCCAGGGGGAGCUGACACCUGCCAACAGCCAGUCCCGAAUGAGCACCAACAUGUGAGGGUGCCUGUUGGCUUCCAGGAUCGUCUGCAUGCCCUCAUCCUGCCCCAUGCCCCAACCUGCAGACUCGGACACCUGGGCCUCCUAUCUGCCUGCAUAGGACUUCUGGAGGUGCCACCUGUGGCCCACUUGCAGAGGCCUGGCCACUGAAUGCCAGCUCUUGCCCCCUACCCAGGCUUCCACGUGUCCAGCUUCUCCUGCCCCCUCCCCUAUGCUGUGCCCUGUGCUGGGGCCCUGGGGAGGUGGUGAGGCCUGCAGGGCUCACCUGUGUGGCACCUGGCCCCCCCCCCCCCAGCAGCACUGCCUCCCAGCCCCUGUUCAUGCAUUGUUUGGGAUUGCAGACAAGGUGAUGAAUCUUAGUCCAUUAAAGGGCAGCCUGAGAACACU
Molecule: messenger RNA, 2071 nt
Organism: Ceratotherium simum simum (southern white rhinoceros)
Lineage: Eukaryota; Metazoa; Chordata; Mammalia; Perissodactyla; Rhinocerotidae
Source: RefSeq, a predicted model, not a curated record